CGCCCCCGCCGGCCCCUCCCGUCUGCCUCCCUGGCCCGCUACCGUCGCGUCGCCCCGGCUCCCCUGGCUCAUCGGACGCCCCGGCUCGGCCAUGGCGGACUUCGAUGAGAUUUACGAGGAGGAGGAGGACGAGGAACGGGCGCUGGAGGAACAGCUGCUGAAGUACUCCCCAGACCCGGUGGUGGUGCGCGGCUCUGGCCAUGUCACCGUGUUUGGACUAAGCAACAAAUUCGAAGCAGAAUUUCCUUCAUCCUUAACUGGAAAGGUUGCACCUGAAGAAUUCAAAGCCAGCAUCAGUAGAGUUAACAGUUGUCUUAAGAAGAAUCUUCCAGUUAAUGUGCGAUGGCUACUAUGUGGAUGCCUUUGCUGCUGCUGCACUUUAGGUUGUAGUAUGUGGCCAGUUAUCUGCCUCAGUAAAAGAACACGAAGAUCGAUUGAGAAGUUAUUAGAAUGGGAAAACAAUAGGUUAUACCACAAGCUGUGCUUGCAUUGGAGACUAAGCAAAAGGAAAUGUGAAACGAAUAACAUGAUGGAAUAUGUAUUGAACUAUAAACAUGAUUUAGAAUCCUGUAUUAAGUGGCAACAAUUCUGAAGUCAUCCUUAUAGAAUUUUUACCAAAGACACCGAUUUUUCGACCAGAUUAGCAUUUGAUUUAUUUAUAGAGACUUAUUCAAGUAUGUUGUCUUUCCAAUGGUGCCUUGCUUGGUGCUCUCCUGGUAGUGACAUAACAUUGAUUCUACAGAAUCUUGUGGUGGUUUCAUUUGUUUUUUGUUUGUUUUGGUUUUUUGUGUUUGUUUUGAUUUAUUUUUGGUUGGUUAGUUGUUUUUUUGUGGUUUCUUUUUUUAAAUAAGAGUAUGUUCUAAGUGCAUUUGGUCAAACUCUGCAAAGUAAUUUCACACAAAUGUUAAUUACUACUUAAGUUAUUUUUACUUUUGCUACUUCUGUUUAUUAAUGUAUCUUGAUUUUCAGAAGUCUUUUAUAUGUGUGUGCGCGCGUGUGUACAUAUAUAUUACUAUAAAUACACAGCUGAAAAUUAUAUACAAGUGAACAGGUAUUUUUUUAUCCCAAUAUGAUACAACUGAUUGACUGUACAUUGUGUAAAUCCCUUUAGUCGUUCAUUUACAUACUGAAGUUCCUUCUAAGAUGUUUGGAAACUUCUGUCAGUGACUAGUCAAUUGUAAAUACUUUUAUUUCUUUUUGGGAUAUUGACUAUCCCUUCCAGCAAAAGGAGACAAAAUUCUUCUUGAAACUGUGAUUUUUGGAACCCAGAUGUUGUUAGUAGAAAUCUCUAUGCUUUUCAUGAAGUCCUGUCAACUGGUUCUGAAAAAGUUGGCUUUAAAAAUUUAAAAAAAAAAAGGCAGCCAAGUGGAAUUAUUUUACUCAGACUGGAAGAAUCACUGCGAGCAUUGCAUGCAUCUGGUUAGUAGAACUCAAGAUCACGAGAGUAUAUUAUUGCAUUUUAUAAUGUAGCUGUUUUAAUUCAGUCAUUUGCCAUGUGCCAGCUUUAUUCAUACUGUUUACCAGAUCCUGUACACCGGGGUGCAGAAGGACUUGUUUUACUAAAACUUAAUUGCCCAAGAAGGCCUUUCAUGUUUUUUUGUUUUGUUGGGUUUUUUUUGUUUAUUUUAAAGCCACAUAAACAGAAAAAGGUUAUUGAAGAGUUCUUGAACAGUGUAGUUCCAGAUGCAAAUGCCAUGUGCUAAAAGUCGUCAAAGCAGGGUGUACUGGGCAACGGUGUUUAGAUGUGUCAGGCAGUUAUUUAUUGCACCCUUUCUUUUGCUCAUUUUGGUUUACAAAGGUUGUUUUCUGCACAAGUAUAAGACUUUUUAAAACUGGAUAUAUGAUGUCUGUUUGGGUCAGGCCAGUUAUAUUUCAUUUCUUCUGAUAAUACUUUAGUUGUACAUAUCUUCACAUAUAGCUUUUGGGGUUUUUUUUUAAUCGCAACUCUCAUAUUGUAAAAUUUGCUUUAGGUAUCUAAAAUUACUGAAACUACACAAAAUUGAUGUAUGUUAAGAACAUGUUCCUUGUACAGUUGUGUUAGCAAGCAAUAAUGUGAAUAUAUGAAAAAAACCAGAUAUACUCUGCUUAAUAUUUGUAUGAAUGAAAAGUUGAUACCACUACAAAAAUAGUCUUCUCUUUUUAAACUUUUAAAUACGAGUUUUAUUUCAAGGUAAUGUAUUACAGGUACCUUGAUGCUGUGAACUAUUUUUCUAUGUCUUCAAAAUAUUUAUUCUCUGUAAAAUAUUCCCUAGUGAGUAUUAUAUUCCUAAACUGUUCAUAGUGGGAGUGGUCUAGAAAGUUCUAAGUUUUCUUAAAUCUAAGCCUUCUGUAUCUGUUCCCAAAAUUCAUCCUUUGCUCACCUGUCAUCUGUGGAUUCCUACUGUUCACUUAGAAAAUAGCUCUGCUAUGCUUUUCAUACAAGCCUACAAGGGUGUUUCUUUGACUUGACAGAGUGUGAUUUUUAAUUAAUGAAUCCCAGUUUUGUGCUGGUCUUGGUUUUCUGAGUGCCACCCAUUAUUUCUCUACAAAGAAAAAAAAUGUUUAUAAUCUUCUAAAAAUCAAUUUCAACCUUUCUUCAGUACAGAUAUGGGUCUGCUGCACUCCUCUCACCCAGAAGUAGUAAUUAUAACCUCGGACUAGUUUCAGCCUGCAGGAGGACAGGGACAGAAACCUAACACUGAUGGCAGCAGAAACUGGGGAGGUUGGAGGUGCAGAGGAGAGGUUGGAAUUGAGCAGAAGUGGUAACUGAUGAUAAAUACUUAUGACCAGAAGUAUAUAUUGAUUUCUUUUAAAUGUCACCUUUCAAUAAAAUGGAUAUUGGAUCAUAUGAGGCCUAGAUUUUAUAAAAAUUUUCAUUUGACUAUGGAGAUAAUUUGUGUCAUGGAUGUGGUUUUCCACUGAUGUGGAAACUUAUCCCUCCACUCUGGUGGAGUAUAUGGCUUGUGAUAUGUUCAUAGCAGCUAUUUGCCUUAGUUUACUACUCAAACUUCCAUCGUAUGUUCUGUCCAUGUCCACAGCUACCUUGCCAGCAGCACCCAAACCCAGUGACAGUAGAGGUGCUUUGGGUGUGAUGUGUGCUGAGACCAGAGCAGAGUGUGGCUUACAGAGUAUCCAAUUAGUAAAGCUUCCACAUUAUCGGUAGUGAUGCUUAAGAGCUUCUCUACUUCUAGGUGCAUUAGCAGUCACAGGCUUGGUUAGCAUGCAUUUCUGUAUCUUAACUGUGACUUUCUCUUUAAGAAAUAGUAUAGAGAUCCAGCGUAGAGCUCUGAGCAAUUAAAAAGUUAAAUCCCUUUCUAAGGAGGCCAGACUUGCUCCCUCAAAAAGUAUUUUGGAUAUUUUAUUAAAACGUCUCUGACUUAAAAUAUAAUCAAGAAACUUGAGAAGUUCUUUAUAUAGAGAGAUGAGUUUUAUCUCAGAAGUGGUACUCUCCUGAAGUAGUAGUAUACUCACCUGGUAAGAAUGUUACAAACCAUUUUCAUACAAUCCCUUUCAAUUCAUUAAUUGCAAUGAUGGAAAUUGAAGAUGGCAUGAGCUUUAAUCAACUGUUCAGUGCCUGCGGCAGUUGUCAGGAUUUUCUUUUGAUGUUGCGUCUGAAAUACUAAAUCUAUUUAUUUCAAUUGCUAGUAAGAAGACAUUAUAUUACCUUUUUUGUCACUUGGUGAAGAAUGAAAUUGUAGUUUGAGCAGACCAGAAGCUAUAGUAGGACUUCCAGGACACAGCCUACUCUUUGCUAAAAUAACUAUUACAUUAUACUAACUUUUUUAGCUUCUUGCAACUUGGCAAUUCCUAGAAAUAAUCUUAUCUAUUUCAAAUUUCCUUGAAGAGUUAGGUACCAAGUUGAUAUUAAUCAUUUAGCGAGUGAUGUUAAUUAUGCCUGUUCCAUUUUUAGCCUGCUAAACUAAUGGUGAAGGCAUUAAUGAAUUCCUGUGAGACAUAAUUAUUAUUUUUAGAUAUAGUCACCUUUAACUGGUGAAUAAAGAUUUCUUUCUUACUGUAAUAUAGUAAAAACAAAUUCUUUUAGAUUUUUCAGUCAUAGGUGGAAAUAAGUUCUGAGGGAGAAGACUUCCUCUCUGGCCCUACGUGAAGAAUUCUGAAGACCUCAUCUGUUGUUAAAUAGCUGUGACUUGAAAUUUAUAUUGUGAUUGACAAACUUCACCAGAAAUUAAAAUGUUUAUAGAGAUAGGCUACAGGGAGUCAGUAAAUUUUUUGUAAUAGGUCAGUAAGAGCAAUUCUAAUAAACUAUUUAUGCAAAUCCAAAAUUUCCCACAAUAUUUAAACCCAAGUAGAAUAGUUUUUAAAAACUUUCUACAGUACUUAGCUGUAAAUUAUAAUCUCUAAAUGAAUUUGUUAAAUGAUAUGUUUUUGUAAUUCUCAAGACCAUGAUGUUUAAAUCUAAUAUGCUGUCUCUCAGAUACAAGCUUACUUAAGUCAGUUUUAAUUUUUAAAUUUUUUUCUAAAAGUCAUUAUUUCUCCCCAAAGGUUGUAGGAAGAACUUUAAAAUACAAUCUGUAACUGCUUAGAAGCCAGGAACCAAGGAAAAAGAACUUGUCUUUAUUCCCUUCUCUCCACUCCCCACCCCAAAGUCUUAAUUUUAAAUUGGUCCCCUUGUUUUGGAGCCCUAGUUCAUGGGUUUUGAGCAGCUGGCAAUAAUGCAAAUUGUCCACCAAAAACCCCAUUUGAAUUCUGAACAGUUUAAAGGGAUCACUUUAAUUGAUGAAGUGAAAGACUUGUUAAGCAAAGAAAAUCCAUGGUUCUUUUAAAUUAUCCCAGCACUGCUGUUGUGUAAUUAGAAGAAGGAUCAUGAUGACCCUACAUUAGGUCAAAAUCCAUAUGAUUUUGUGUAAAGGAAACACUCAAUUAGAAAGGUCUCAGAGCCUCAAAUGUCUUUGAUUCGUAGUAGUGACUUAUUAAGGGUAAGUGCCGCUGGCUAGUUUUGUAUCUGUGACUAAAAUCAUUUAUGUUGCUCUUCAGCAACCUUGCUUAUGAAAAGAAAGCAUUUCAGAAAUCUGUAUUCAUCACUGCUAAUUUGCUGUAAUUUUUGUGCUUCUCCCUAUAGCCGCGUUGCAUUUCCGUGACAAACAGCUAAGUCUAUGAUGAUUACAAUGCCUUUAAUAGCCAUAUUGUAGGUAGAAGUAUUAACUUCUCAGGGACUAAUAGGAAAUAUGAAUAUGAAACUAAUGAGCUGAAUGCCUAUCUGCAUGAAGGCUUACUUUGCAAAUGUCACCCUAGAAACUUGAUUGUAAUAUGCAUGACCAUUAUGAAUGUUAUCAAUAUAAAGAUAUGAGAGCUUCUUUUACCCUGUAUUACUGGGCUGCUGAAUGUCAAAGUAUGUUGGAUAAGGAUAAAUGAAGGGGGUUUUUUUCUGACUUGGAUGAAGUGAUUAUUUCUAAUGGUGCUACCUUCUUAAAUCCUGUGUUUAUUCUUUGUAAAGUUUUCUCUGUAGGCUGGGUGAAUUGGGGGAUACUGGUGUACUAAAAAACAGUAUAAUUCUUCUUAAGGAAGUAGAAUAAUUUCAAGGGGAGAAGUACUCCAGAAGUGAAAAAAUUUAUUUUAAUUUAUUCUUCAUUAGAUACCCGUUUGUAUUAUUUUGUUGGUAACCGUAUUUUGCAGUUCAUUAAUUUUUGAACUUUCAUCUUUCUGCACAUUGAUGUUUCAAUCAGUGUAGGCUGGAUUAGAAACCAUAUUCAAAAAAUGAAAACCCCCUGAUUUCCUUGCAUGAAACUUCAUAUAUUGACACUUGUGCUGGUGCAUGGAUGUAUCCCUACCAUAUAACACUGGGUCAUAUACAUCUUUUGUAAAACUAGAUUUUACUGGUUUCAUGGAAAUUGUUCUUUAAAAAAAGUCUUCUGAUUUGUUUAGCUCAUUAAUGUUUCAUUAAGAUUUAUUUUAUUGAAAAAGGAUUCAUAAAUGCUUGGCUCCUCAAAAUACAACAGACCAGUAGGAACAUUUUGUGAGGCAAAAGAUGAAACAUGGGAAUUAGGAGAAGCAACACUCAAAAGAUUGGAUUUGGGGGUUAGGUUUAGAGUUCUGUGAAUAUGACAGAAAAUAGUUUUGAGCUGAAUGAAAUGGUAUUGGAUGAUGCAAGUCAAGCGAAAGCUAGCAGUCCAUUUCAGUCAUUAUGUAAUUGUGUGUUAAAUUCUGUUCACUUUUUUAAUUUUGGUGUAUUACUAAUUUAUUUUGGUUAUGCUCUAGUUGAUAGACAAUUCUGCUAUCAUGCAGAAUAAUAAUGCAGAAGGUAAGCUUCCUUCUAAACUCAGCAUCUCUUCAUUUAAAAUAGCCAGACCAAAAUGGAAUUGCUGAUGAGACCUGCACUGAGUGCAGAACAGUCUUUUCCUGAGCUGGAGCCUGUAAUGCGUGGCUAAUUGUUUCCAAAGAAAAUUCUUGACCUGUCCAGACAGCUCCUGUCUUGUGACAGUAUAUCUAAGGCCCACAAGUAGGAUCUGGUUAGUACAAUUUAAGUUCAGGUAAGUAAGACUUUUGUAGUUAACUGUAGUUUUUUACAGAGAAGGGAACCAUUGACAAAUGCUCACUUUUAGAGAACAAAUAGAUUUUUAUAUUUAUUGAAACAUGCUUUUUUGUUUGCUCCUCAUUUAUAGCUUAAUAAUUGAAAGUUACUUUGUCUCAUUUUGAAAACUAGACUUAGUAGUCAGCUGAAGACUUUUUUUUUGUUACGGUAUUUUAGGUUUAUGAAUACAUUUUUAAAGUCAUGUUUAGAAAUGUUUCAAAAAGUCAUAUCCUGAUGUAAUGUAACUGAUAUUUUUAGUGGCUGUAUGUUUAAACUGGUUUCAUUGUGCUGAUAUAGAUACCUAACUCAUCCACUCCAAGUGUUUAACUCUGAUCCUUUUAUGCUAGCAAUAGGCUUUUUAAGUUGUUGGAAUAUGCAGUGUACCUAUGGUUAAUAUUGUCAAUGAACAGUUUGCUUCAGUGAGAUAACAGGGAAUGCAAAGUAGUUCCUGAUUUGAAAAGUGUAACCCAGAUUCUUGUUUUCAUAAAGGAUGGAGUAUGGCAAUCAGAAUAUGAACUCAUUCCAAACAUAAAUUUGAAAGAGAAUAGUAAACUACAAAACAGUGCCUAAAUACUGUGCGCUAAAUCAGACCUGUGUAACUCAUGUUGCUUUAAAAGAAUUUGUAGAGAAUUGCGAUGGACUGUGUGUGCUUAGGAAAGACCUGUUAAAUGUAUGAAGCAGUAAUGGUAAAUAAGUUACUGAAAAGAUGUUGCCAUCAAGAGGGAAAACUUAAAACACAGUAUUUUGUAGUAUGUUAAAAAUCCAUUUCAAGCAGAAAGUGUAUAAGCAAUAAUUUAACCUAAAACUGGAAAUUAAAGAAGCUGCUACUUAUAGAGAGACUUGAUGUUAAUUUUGCCCGUUGGGCAUGUCUCCUCUCACAAAGAGUUUAGAAAGAUAGGGUUGGUGUUCCACUAUUGUAACAUUCCUCUUCAAGUAUCCUAAGUCCAGGUGAGAGACUCAAAGCUUAGAAGCCAGUACUGUGUUUGCAGGGUGCACAGCUUUGGGAGGAGAAGAUAGAAAUCAAAGGACUUUUUUAAGGCUGCACAAUUGUAUAUAUGCAUAUUUAAGAAUAUUUAACCAUGUGUGCUAAAUUACUGAGGCUAAUCUAUUGUUGAAUUAUAGAAUAUUAUUUAAUACAUUGACAUUGGUUUUUCCUGACCUGACCCAGAAUUGGAAUGGACUCCAAUAUAACUUUUUUAAAAGCAUUUCUUAAGUUGUAUGUAUUAUAAACUAAUAAAAUAAUUGUUAACCUA
Catharus ustulatus (Swainson's thrush) is the source of this 7758-nucleotide messenger RNA. RefSeq names its product cysteine rich hydrophobic domain 2 (gene CHIC2). Lineage: Eukaryota; Metazoa; Chordata; Aves; Passeriformes; Turdidae. The coding region runs from base 92 to 592 and encodes 166 amino acids. The transcript is spliced from 7 exons. The record is from RefSeq and is a predicted model, not a curated record.